This is a messenger RNA of Seriola aureovittata, 3064 nucleotides long. It is a transcript of the gene tbxa2r, whose product is annotated as thromboxane A2 receptor. Gene Ontology annotation, cellular component: plasma membrane. Gene Ontology annotation, biological process: positive regulation of vasoconstriction; positive regulation of cytosolic calcium ion concentration; positive regulation of blood pressure. Gene Ontology annotation, molecular function: thromboxane A2 receptor activity. The record is from RefSeq and is a predicted model, not a curated record. The transcript has 5 exons. NCBI's taxonomy places the organism in Eukaryota, Metazoa, Chordata, Actinopteri, Carangiformes, Carangidae. The coding region runs from base 395 to 1528 and encodes 377 amino acids.
ACAGCUGUGAACAGGGAUACAGCCGGGGAAAGGGAGUGGAGAUUAUCAAGGGUUCCUGCUAAGAGCCUGCAGACUUUAUUUCCAUCAGAUGGGACUGGAGCAUAUGUGACGUCUUUCCCACCUCUUACUGAGAUUAUUUUUUGUGUCAUCAUUAUUAAUCGUAACAGUGCAGAGCAAGGGUUUGGAAAGAAUAGCGCAAACCUUCCAACUUAGAGUCAACUUGGUCCCUGGAAGCACUUCUGUGGUGUAAUGUGUACAAUACAGCAAUGCACAACUGUGCCUUUGGACAUCAAUGUGCAAAAAGGUUGAAGAGAGAAAUUAAACUCCUCUGACUGGUAUUGUCUUUCCAUCCCUGAGUCAUCUGAAAUCACCUACCCUGCACCCACUGGCCACCAUGAAUGCCUCAGGCCUGCCACUUGCCAACAACACCCCGCUCUGCUACUCCAUCAACAGCCCUCCAUUCAAGUACAACCCCCCCAUUGCUUCAGCCUACUACUCAACCAUCUUCACCAUUCUCGGUCUCCCCUCCAAUCUCCUCGCCUUCAUAGUUCUCGUCAAGGCCUUCCGGCGGACGAACAGUCGUUCACGCUCCUUCUUCCUGAUCUUCCUGGGCGGCCUGGUGGUCACUGACUUCAUGGGUCUUCUGGUCACGGGCUCCAUCACGAUCUCCUUCCAUGCUACGAAAUUUAAUUGGCGCAAUUUAGACCCUUACUGCCACUUCUGCAACUUUAUGGGCAUGUCCAUGGUCUUCUAUGGACUGUGCCCACUGCUGCUUGGUGCUGCCAUGGCCGUGGAGCGCUUCAUUGGCAUCAACCGUCCAUUUGCACGCUCCACCAAAAUGCCCAAAGGCCGGACAAUCUCCAUGGUGCUGAUGGUGUGGUUUAUCGCUGGCUGCAUUGCAUUGCUGCCCCUAACAGGCAUUGGAAGCUACCACAUCCAGAAGCCCGGCUCCUGGUGUUUUUUCCUCAUCAGCUCCAAGGGAAAUGACCUGAUCUUCUCCCUGAUCUUCUCACUGGUCGGGUUGAUGAGCAUCACUGUGUCCUUUUUGCUGAACACGGUGAGCGUGGUGACCCUGAUCAAGGUGUGCUGCGGACAGGACAGGAGCCAGCGGAGCCGAGACCAUGAAGUGGAGAUGAUGGUUCAGCUCAUCCUGAUCAUGCUCAUCGCUUCUAUCUGCUGGUGCCCCCUCCUGAUAAAAUUUCUGGUGAGCGCAGUGACUUCUGUUGCUGUAUCAGAGGACGAGCUUUUGUUCUUCAUACGAAUGGCCACCUGCAGUCAGAUGUUUGACCCCUGGAUUUACAUCAUAUUUAACGUGUCCCAACUGAGGGCCGUUCUUAAGAGAAUCUACCCCCGCUUCGACUGGUCCCGGAGCUCCAUUAUGACCUUGUACCCACCUUUAGGCAACACCCUGCGCAGGCUCACACGUUCUUCACUGGGGAGCACCCUGGGAUCAGAUGAGACAGGAGAGACGGGGAAAACAAAUGUAAUACCCCCAUCUAGCUUGAAGCAUCCACCUCCUUCUCCAUGAUUGGUUGGAUUUGAACUGUUUUUGCAGCAGAAUGAGGGACAUCAUUAGGGUCACAGUAUGUGUUUGACUGUUUCCAAUGUCUGAUCAGUUUUUAUCGACGAUGAGGAGCACAACGUGCAAGGUUGCUCCUAUAAUCUGAAAGGAUUUUGUUACAGCAUACCAUUGAAAUGUUUUUCAGUAUUAGCAGCAACACUUUAAUUCAGAGCAAAGUAUAAAGACAGAGCACUGAUCAAACCUGCAAUCCAUCAAUAAAAACAAUCCUGCUUAUCACUAUAUGAAGUCAGCUAAGGCACCUUUUAAGCUGUCUACAUGCACUGCCCAGUUCCAUCAAGUGUUUUUAUGAUGUUUGAGUUUUAAACACUGUAUUACAGUACAGCUGCCUUUUAGGCACAUGUACACUUUUGUUUUCAGGCUUAUGCCCAGUACUGUUCAUGUAUCGUUCCCUUUCUGAAAGUAUUUAAAUGAACAGUUUUGACAGUGGAGCUACUGUAAAGCCAUGUGUAAUAGCACAGAACAUGCAUCCACAUGAUUAAGAUGAAAUGUCCAAACUUUGCAAAACCCUGGAAAUGAUCAGUUGCUAACUUUUCCAAACUUUCCAGAUUUGUAUAAAAAUGUUUAAGAGCAAUGUGUGGGAUGUUUUGGUUCCCAUCUCAUGCUUGUCUGUCAUAUACUGUACGGACCUAUGCUAGUUUACCAUGAAAAUACAGUGUUAAUGUUAAUUAAUAGAGUGAUUUUUUUCAAAGUUAACUUCAGAACUCAGAUGUAAUAAAAGUAUUUAUAAUAUAUUAUUUUGCACGAAAGGUGACAGUACCUACAUAAAUAGGUUAAAAUUACUGCUAUAUAAAAAACAAUGCCUGUUGUUCGGGUUACAUAUUUAGUAAAUCUGAUAAGAAGAAAGCAUUACUACUGUAAAUGGCCUAUUAUCUUUGGCGAGUGAUAUAUGAAUAUAUCAUACUAUGAUGGUAAUACAUGACUAGUUUCAAAAGCAACAUUUCCACUUCACUAUCACUGGCGUGGUUUUGUUCUCCUAACUGGUCAUUGGACCACACAAAUAUUUUUUUAGAUCCAGAAUUGCUAAGGAGGUAGGGAAUUUCAAAAUAAUUUAACAUGGUUACAUAAGACCAGAAACAUUCCUCUUUGCAUUUUUCUGGGCUUCAGUCCAGUGUUAAUGAAACUGUUGUAAUUUCUUCCUCCAGAGCAUCUCUGCCUCUCAGAGAUGUUUAUCAGAAACUUCAAGUCACUGCCUACAGAGAAGGAUAAACACGUUCACAGAUUACAACAGGAAUUCACUUGUUUGAUAAUUCAGUAAUUCAGUCUGAUAAUUUGGGCAAUGUCGUGACGAACAUUUUAGCUGGAUUGUUAUAGUUUUGUUGAAAAUGACCUCCCUCCUUUUUGUCAUUUGUUACAGUACUGGAUUACUCAUUCACCCAGCUAUGCACAUUGAUUGUGCACAUCAUUUGCUUUGAACGUUGUAUUAUCACUGGUAUCAGUGUGAUUGGCACUCAAUUACUGAACAAAUAGACCUGAACAAUUACU